Suillus subalutaceus is the source of this 1339-nucleotide messenger RNA. Its product is annotated as actin. The coding region runs from base 70 to 1197 and encodes 375 amino acids. The record is from RefSeq and is a predicted model, not a curated record. NCBI's taxonomy places the organism in Eukaryota, Fungi, Basidiomycota, Agaricomycetes, Boletales, Suillaceae. The transcript has 10 exons.
GUGAUGCGCUGGUGCACUUCAACUUAUAACCUCCACCUCCCACCCAGUCUACUACACAACUAAUUCACCAUGGAAGAAGAAGUAGCUGCCCUCGUUAUCGAUAAUGGAUCCGGAAUGUGCAAGGCUGGCUUUGCUGGUGACGAUGCUCCCCGCGCCGUCUUCCCCUCCAUAGUCGGUCGCCCUCGUCACCAGGGUGUCAUGGUUGGCAUGGGUCAGAAGGACUCUUACGUUGGUGACGAGGCUCAGUCCAAACGUGGUAUCUUGACCCUAAAGUACCCCAUCGAGCACGGUAUUGUCACGAACUGGGACGACAUGGAGAAGAUCUGGCAUCACACAUUCUAUAAUGAGCUUCGUGUGGCCCCAGAGGAGCAUCCCGUCUUACUGACUGAGGCUCCCCUCAACCCCAAAGCUAACCGUGAAAAGAUGACUCAAAUAAUGUUCGAGACAUUUAAUGCACCUGCAUUCUAUGUCGCCAUUCAGGCCGUCUUGUCGUUGUACGCGUCCGGUCGUACCACCGGUAUCGUCAUGGACUCUGGUGACGGUGUCACCCACACGGUUCCUAUCUACGAAGGUUUUGCCCUGCCUCAUGCUAUUCUCCGUCUCGACCUUGCUGGUCGUGAUCUUACCGACUAUCUGAUCAAAAACUUGAUUGAGCGCGGUUACUCAUUCACGACGACUGCUGAGCGCGAAAUCGUCCGUGAUAUCAAGGAGAAGUUGUGCUACGUCGCCCUCGAUUUCGAGCAGGAGAUGCAGACUGCCGCUCAGUCAUCGGCGCUUGAGAAGAGCUACGAGCUGCCUGAUGGUCAAGUCAUCACCAUCGGUAACGAGCGAUUCCGUGCACCUGAGGCUCUCUUCCAGCCUGCAUUCCUUGGUCUCGAAGCUGCUGGUAUCCACGAGACUACGUACAACUCGAUCUUCAAGUGCGAUCUUGAUAUCCGUCGCGACUUGUAUGGUAACGUUGUGCUGUCGGGUGGUACUACCAUGUUCCCUGGUAUUGCCGACCGUAUGCAGAAGGAGUUGACGUCACUCUCGCCUUCGAGUAUGAAGGUGAAGAUCGUCGCUCCUCCUGAGCGGAAAUACUCCGUCUGGAUCGGUGGCUCCAUCUUGGCUUCGUUGUCCACUUUCCAGAACUUGUGGUGUUCAAAGCAGGAGUACGACGAGUCAGGUCCUGGUAUCGUUCAUCGCAAGUGCUUCUAAAUGUAAUGAAAGAAGUAACUGCGCAUACGAUGCACUAGAAUGACAUUACUAUUGCAUCCCAGUGACACUUUGAGAUUUCAAUUGCCAGAGGAGUUCUAUGGGUAGAUGUUGGGAGGAAAAUUUUUAUGUUAAACUGUUUGUG